Hylaeus anthracinus is the source of this 8599-nucleotide messenger RNA. Its product is annotated as TBC1 domain family member 14-like. The record is from RefSeq and is a predicted model, not a curated record. The transcript has a single exon. Bases 1153 to 3012 code for a protein of 619 amino acids. NCBI's taxonomy places the organism in Eukaryota, Metazoa, Arthropoda, Insecta, Hymenoptera, Colletidae.
UUUUGUAUCCUCUAACUAAAGUUAAUAGAUAUCAAAUUAUCUACAGAUAACAAAUAUCCAAUCACUAAAAUGAGAUAAGUUUUAGUAGUUAGAAGUCAUCUUGAAAAUUUAAUACAAAUUCUAUCUUGUACGCAAAUAGUAUAUGUAUAUUUAUUUAUUACUUUUACAUCAUUUACAUUUUAAUUAUUCUACGAUAAAUUUUCAUAUUUAUAAUAUCGUAAGUUACACCAUUUUGUCGUUUAUAUAUGUAGUUUAUAUUUUAAAUUACACUUGUAUCUUGAAUACACGUAAAGACUAUGAUAUUCUCAAUGACGAUAUCAAAUAGUAUUAAAUUAAAAAUUUGAAGUUAUCAAUGGUAAAGGUAUGGUAAAGUGAUCACGUGAUUUCCUUACCGUGGCAAAGAUUUGUGACGGCACACGAGAAAAGUUUUUUAUUCUUCACAGUUUAUUAUACAGCCAACAAUUAGAAUACUUUUGUUCUAACUAGAGCAUGAACUGAAAGUUCAUUCGACGUUUUUAGUGCAUUUUUAAACAGAAAAGGGAAAAACUUUAUACGAUAUGUCAUUUGCUGUGCAUGUGUAUACACCUGUCAGUUUCGAAUCAGUGUCAGAAGUUUCUCUUGCGAUAUCGCACAAUAUCGUUAUGUUAAAUAUUUAUCGAUAAAACUGUAUCCCUUUACGUAAAUGUUUAUUAGUGUUUGUUUAUAUAAAGCGUAAUUGUUGUUCUUCGAUCUCAACGGAACGAAUGUAACGAGAGAUAUUUAUGACUACAAAAACUCCAUAUAUUUCUGCAUUAUGACUAGUAAAUUUGAUUAAAAAAGGUGAUUAUUGAAUUUAUUCUCGUUCAUAACUCGUGAUAAAACACAAUACACGAGGUGAUUGUCAUUUACAACUAUUUUACAACCACAACGAGUUUUUAUGUUGUGAUAAUUAUGCUAAAACUUAGCAAAUGUGAUGUGCAGUUGUUUUAUUAUAUCGUUGGUACAGUUAAUAAAAAUGACCACGGUGUACACUUAUAGCGUCAAAAAAUGAUGAGAAAAGAUGCAUAAAUACAGGUUUACGAAUAUUAUAUGCGAGCAAGUGAUCCGCAAUUGGUUUGUCUUCGCUAAAGAAGUAUUUAAUGCGUUAACAAGGUUAGGAAAAGGACACCAAUCAUGAAGAGUCCUGUAUCUCAACAGUUAAACGGAAAUAAUAAUUCUGUUUCAUCGCAGAAUGUAUCUCCUUGCAUUGUAUCUCGUUAUGGAAAUAUGACUAAUAAUUAUCAGGUGCUAAAAGUAUCCGGACGAGAUUCUAAUUGUUACAUUGCAAACAAUAUUGUACCGAAAAUUGGCAAACAACAGUUAGUGUCGUUGAAUGGAGAUUCGAUAUCCUGUAAUAGUGUGAAUAUUAAUGAGGCUUUGGCAUGCGAUGUGGCUUCUAUGCCUGCUGUAAAAACCAAGGCAUUAUGCGUCCAUAUAAGAGAGAAUAAAUGGUAUGAUGCUGGAAAUAUAGUUUCCGUAGGAGUUGCUGGAACUAGUUUAAAUCAUGCAUUGGAGAGUAUGUCUAUAGCUUAUAAUCCUACUACAAAGCAACUGUAUUCUUUGGAAGAAAUAAAUGUGUCUACUGAUACACAACUUGAUUGUAAAUCUCAAUAUCUGAAUUCUCCUUGCGAUCAUAAAGAAGAAUCCAUAAAUGAGAUUCCUAAAAUCGAAGAGGACAAAUAUAUCAGAUUAGAAAGUGGUAGUGCAAGCAGUAGUCCAAGAAACAGUUUACCACGCUCUUGCAGCAGUACUGUGUCUUCUCUCAGCGAAGUUUCUCCAAAUGGAAGUUUUUUAAGUUCCGAUGAACAAGUUGCAGAAAAAGCCGAGAAGUCCAAGCGUUGGGGAUUGAAUACAAUUUUUUCAAAAAAUGUAUUUUUAUGGAGGAAUAAAGAUUCUCAACAAUCUACACCUACAAGCAGUCCAUCGAGAAAUGUAGAUAAGGUAGGAGGGAGUUUAGCUUUAAUUCAACAACCAAGACCGGCGAAUCUACCAGCAAAGAAUGCAAUAGAAGAGGAACGACAUCGCAAACAAUAUAAUGCUAUUCUGGAAGCAGCGAGAAAGCGAGAAUUACGAGAAGAGAAAGAACGUAAACAGCAAAGAGAACUGCAACUCAAAGAAGAAGAAAGAUUAGCAGAAGAUUCUCAUACUUGGAAUGAACAUGUUCUUCCUAAAUUUGAAAACAUUAAAAAUACAAAAAAAGUACGUGAGUUAUGGUGGCGUGGUCUUCCACCCAGUAUUCGUGGCAAAGUGUGGAAAUUAGCAAUUCCAAAUAAUUUAAAUAUAACAACACAUCUUUACAAUAUAUGUUUGGACAAAGCAUUGUCAUGCCCUGUAAGCGACACAUUAGCAGCAAUCAAAUUAGAUGUAUCUCGUACCUUUCCUACCUUAUGUGUCUUUCAAGAAGGUGGACCACUAUCCAAUAGUCUUCAAGGUAUAUUGGCAGCCUAUGCAGUUUAUAGGCCUGAUGUAGGUUACGUACAAGGUAUGAGUUUUGUAGGUGCAAUAUUAUCAUUGAACAUGGAACCUCCAGAUGCCUUUAUUUGCUUUGCCAAUUUAUUAAAUCAUCCUUGUCACAGGGCUGCUUUUACAUUAGACCAAAAACAAAUGGAUAGUUACUACAGAGUAUAUUCUAAUGCACUUGCACAUAAGCUGCCAAAAGUCUUUUUCCAUUUUACAGUAGCUGGUCUUAGUCCAGAUUUAUAUUUAUUAGAUUGGUUGUAUACUAUAUAUGCCAAAGCAAUGCCUCUGGAUGUUGCAUGUAGAAUCUGGGAUGUUUUUCUCAGAGAUGGAGAUGAGUUCCUUUUUAGAACAGCACUUGGUGUGUUACACUUAUAUCAAGAAGAACUAUUAAAAAUGGAUUUUGUACAUGGAGCACAAUUUCUUACUAGGUUGCCAGAAAACUUGCAGGCAGAAGCUUUAUUCAACAGUAUUAGUCAAAUGUCUACUACUGUCGGAACGACAACGUUCCAACAAAUGUUAGUUCAAUUUUCUUAAUUGUAAUUUUGUGAAUUAUAAUGAAGAAUCUAGAAAGAUAGUCAGAUUUAAAAGUAUGAAUCUCAAAUAAUAUUUUUGUUACUGUAAUCAAUAAAAAAUAUUUUCUAUGCUGGAAACUUAAAUAUCAUUUGUAUAGGUUUCAAAAAACGAAAUAUUGAAUGAAUUUUAUAAUUCUACAGCAUCAUUCAUUAUAUUCUCUCUAAUUACUGCAAAUCAACAGUGAAAGUCUUUCCUAAUGAAAAUUUGCUAGCAACUAAUAUUAUUAAGUUUUAGUGUCUCACUUAAUUAAAUUUUCAAAAUUUAUACCUUCUAUUACAUUGUAUAAUAUCUGAAAUUACAAUGCUGAAAGAUGUGAUAUCUGUUUAGUACAUUUAAGAUAUAUAAAGGCAAGAGCUUCCCACAAAACUACACAAGUAUAUUUCAACAAGUUGAUCGUAUAAUAAAUGAGACAUGCAAUGAUAUUCUGCUAUUGAAUGAGAAAGACUAAAAGUAACAUUUUGAAGUAUAAAAUUUGACAUAAAUUUGAUAUACGUAUGUAUGUAUAUGCACGCGCGCGCACACAGAAACAUCCACACUAAUAUAAUUUUCAACUAAAGGCACUAGAAUGUAUGUCUAAUUUUUAAUUUAAGUAUAUUCAUGAUAUUAACAAAAAAAGACAUAAUUAUUGAUUUAAUUUAAAAUUUCUAUUUAUUAGACUAUUUUUAUCAUUACUUAUGAUCUGUUGGUAAAGAAAUAUUUUUAUCUUGGAGUUAUAUUAUUUUAAAAAUAUGAUCUGUUUUACUCACAAUCAGCUUAAUAGGCAUUAUCACUUUUAUUUGUAGGAAACUGUGGAAACAGUUGAGAUCUCAAAGAUAAUGCCUUUUUUAUUAUUGAUGAAUAUAAAAUUGACAUGUAUUUUAAUUUUUUUUUCUUUGUAAUUUUAUUUCUUUGUUUGCUGAGUGCUCACUCACUAAAAGGAGGUACUCUCCUUAUGAAGUUAAAUUAAAAUGUUUGUAUGUCAUCUAUAGCUUACAUUUGAUAUACAUGUAUAAUAAUACGUGUAUAAGAGUAUAUUAUAGUCUACAUUAUUUCAUUGUAACUUUAAUAUACUUUAAAAUAUCUUCAAUAGAUUAAUUGGACUUUUGAUGAAGUAUGAAAUAUUUGUAAAGAAUACUCAUGCAUAUGCUCAGAUAUAUCAUUUGUCAUAUCCAGAUUAAAUGUAAUAUGCAUAAUGUAAUGCCACUACCAACCAGGAAAAUUCUGUAUAAAAAAAAAUGGAACACACACUUAUAGUGAGUGUAUUUACCAGUGGCAAACACGUUAAUGAAUAUAAUGCAGGUAGUAAAAUGAUGUGCCACAAUGUGUGUCUCUCGGAUGGAUAACGAUGUAUUUAAACUGAUGUCUGCUUUAAGAAGUAGAGGUAUCUAGUGCAAAUAUAAUUUGGAAAAGAGAUCGCUAAUUAAUUUACUCUCAAUUUUUUUUUAUACGGUAGAUACGUUUUAAAUUAUGUUCCGUGAUUAAUCGGAAUCGUAUAAAAAGAGAAUUGAGCGUACAUUAUUUAAUGUGUAAUGUUAUCAAAUACAUUUACCAAGCUUUAAUGGUAUUCGACAUAAAACAUUUAUGAUAUGCCGAAAUGAAAAAGAUUCAACUUUCCUAUACUUUUGUAUUAAUAAUAAAAUAAACUAAGAACAACUAAAAAGUAAGAUCAAUUUCGAAUAAUAAAAGUUAUGUAAUGCAUUAAGGAAUCUCUUUAAAUAUCGUAUCCAAAUAACAUAAAAUGAUAUCAAGACUCACUCUGCCUAUAUGCUACACUUUAAAACUUCGGUUGCAAAGUUAAAUAGUAUAAUGAUAGAUAUUUCGUCUAUCAUAUCAUUCUCAAUUGUUCAUGUCAUUUGCAUUAAUCGCUUUUCGAUCAUGAAUAUGAAAAUAAAUAUUAAUGAUAUAUCUCACUAUACUCACCGAAAGUAGAGUAAAUAACAUUUCACAAUGUUGAUCCAAGUAAUUUUUAAUAGCUUCAAAUCUUUUCACUCGUUACUUGGUACUAAUAUGAUAUUAUACUGCAUUGUAUUUAUUAAAAUUUCGAUCUGAAAACAUUCAGUUAUAUGUGUGCAAAAUCUCAAGAUCCUAUCUUUUCAGUGGCCUUUAUAAUAAAAAUAGAAUAUAUUCCACAUUUAAGAAUUUACAAUCUCUCUAAUUAUCGUGCUUUACUCCAAAUAGAUUACAAAUGCAUAUUUUGUUAUAAUUUAGUUAUCGUAAGUUUAUCGUAUAUGCUUGUUACAUAGUGUUUUAUUUAGCAAGUAUCGUUAAACAAACAAUUUUUAUUUUUAGUAAUUUUUGUUUUUGAAACUUUCACGAUGUUAUAAUAGUAUAUUUACGAGUAUAUUGUAAGUACAAUAUAUGCAAUCCUAGUAUUAAACGAAUUUUCCAAUAUGAGUGUAUAGGUACUUCAGGAUAUAAACACAUCGCAAUAACUUUUCCUAUAGCAUGGCUUGUUGAUUCAGAUCUUAUAAGCUAUGCACAGUGAUUAUCUAAAAAUAUACAAGUACGUCUAAAUAAAUAUCUUGCGAAGCAUAAGCAAGGCAAUAAGUAUUGAAAAUGUUGUAAAGAUUAUACAAUCUGUACAGGAUUGUGUUUUUGUUUGUUUUGGAGCAGAACAUGGAAGUGAACAAUUAUAAGAGAAGAUUCUAAGCAUAUGUAAUUAAAUGUAACGUUGCGCACAUAUGACUACUAUAUUUUACGAUUAACGUGCAUUCAAACUACAUUUACGAUGUACAUCAUUUAAAUGCUUCACUUUAAAAAGAAUAGUGGAAACAUAAACACGUACCCGGAACCUCGUGGUAAUCCGUGAUAUCCUAAUUUUUAAUCGACAAUAUUCUCAUUCCAUCCACUAUUCGGACUAAUUAAUUAAUCGACUACUUAAUAAAAUUUAGUAGGUAUCUACCAUUAAUAGAUGCCAUUGUAAAUAUGCUGAUGAUUAUCAGUGCGAAUACGUAAACGUAAUAAUAUUGAUUUCUUAAUUAUCAUGAAUUGUUUAUCUUAUAUAAAUAAGGAAAUACGACUUACGAAUCUCAAACACGAAGAUCGUUUAAUUAAUUUCUUUUAAAAGAUUCAAGUUCAUUUUACGUGGUUAUCGCGUAAGUUUUCUAUUACUAACCCUUUGACUGUGGGCCUAUUUUUGCUGGAAAUUGUAAGGGGAGGUAACACUAGAACAGUCGAAUUUUUAAAAUAUAUCACUUUACAGAGGACGAUAAGACGAAACUUUUUUAUAUUUAUAGUUUAUUCAUACGACGUUUAGUUUGAAAAAUAAAAAUUAAAAAUUUAGAAGUCAUUUUUCCUGAAAUUCAAUUACAUUGGCAACGGGGAAAAUGAAAAUUAUCGUUAGCCGACAAUUAUUCAUUUAUAAUUAAAUAUUCAUAAACAGUAACGGAUGGUCGAAUGAAUUAAUUGUAAAUAUAACAAAGUUUCGCCUUGUCAUUCUCUAUAAAGUGAUAUUUCUUAUAAAUUGAUUUAACGAAUUUAAACAUUUCAUUGAGUUUAAUUUUCGAAGGCCGAUACAUAUGCCCUAGUCGAAGGGUUCAUCGAACAUUCUAUUUCAUUCGUAAUUACCAAUACAAUGUAAUUGUUCUGAAUCUCAUACCGUAAUUACAUUAAUGAUACCGUAUAAAACAUCUCUGUAACUAUAAUUACGUACUAAUAAUAGGAAUAUAUUCAUUCUAUUCUUAUAUUAUGAACAUAUUCGCAGUAUUUCUAUAAUCGCCCUUAGUCCUAAGUAUAUACUUGAUACGGGCUUGCGUAAUUUUUACAUCUAUAAAAAUCUAAUGACAAUGUGCCAACCGUUAAAUGGUUGUAUCGACAAUGGACGAAAGGAUUCAAUGUGUAUCCCCGUGAAUGUACAUCUCGUUGUACGGUGUGUUCCUUCGGUUACUACGAUAGUUCAACGUAAGUGUCAAAUCGUAUUUUUCUUAGAAUCUCGUCAGUUUUUCGCCUUACUAAUUUAGUACACUUGCUGUAAUCUGAUUGUAAUCGUAAGAAUAAUUGGCAUAAAUACAAAUUGUACGCAUGUGUUCUUUGUCUGUAAAUGUGUUGCGCGAGCUUGUAUGAAAUACGUAUAUUGGAGAUACAUGUAGGCGUAUCCACAAAUACUGUGUAAAUACGAUACCUUCACGAAGAACCAUAUCUGUAAUGUUUCACGUAUUAAAUCUAUCUUAAUUGUAUCGAAAGUAAAUGAACAAGAAAGUGACGAAUUACAUUUGUAUUUUUUAUCGACGUAGCAACAAUUCAGCUUGUUUCGCAAACGAUCAGAUCGUCCUUUAAAAGUCUACGAUUCGAAUGGGAAUAGUUUUGCUAUAGAAACUGAAAGUUAGACGCAACUUGUGUUUUACAUCGAGUAAAAUCGAUAGAGAAAAAUCGUGUCCUAUCGAAAACGUAUUUAAAUGGUUUUCAGUGUACUUUAGAGUAUCAUUGUCGUUAUACCUACACGUAUCUUAUACCGCAUUUUCUUAUGUAGCAGAGAUUGGAAUUAACACUAAAACUACCGGUUUCAACGCAUUCCUACUCUACGUAUAACUAUAUCUUUGUAAUUAGAGGGGGAGGAGCAAACUAAUUUAUCAACAACGUUAAAUAUGUAUUACGAUUAUUAGAAGAAGAAAUAAUUGAAAAGAAUUGUUAACGCUAGAUUUACGGAGAUUUCUAUUCCUGAAGUAACACUUGAAUAAGUGAAGUCGAUUUACUAAAAUUGAUUAACAAGGCUUAGACAAAAAUGAAUUUAGAUAUAUGUUUGUCUCUUUGUAUUCGGAUAAGAGUCAGUAUAUGUGGUUGGCGAAAAGUUUAAACAGUUUCUGUAAAAUCGUGUAAAAAUAGGAAUGAGUCGAAAUGAACGGUGCUUCGUAAACAUAGUGUUAACGAUUGAGUGUCUUUCGAAAGAAAUUUCAAGUACUUGGCUCGAACUGAUCGGCUUGGUAGUUUUAGUGUUGAAAUACUGAAUGUGUAAUAAGUGAUUAACCGGAUAUUCUAAGUGCAAAAUUGGACAUAUGUGUACGAACGAGCAGUCAUGCAUAAUCUAUACGUGACACUUCUGUGUUCCUUGUCGUUAGUGCCUCUCGAUAGAGGAACUCAUUGUAUAUUUUUUUACGCGUUUUAAUGGUGUACAUUUACCUUAAGUGCAAUAUUGUAAUAUAUAUUUUGUAAAGAAUCGAAACCCAGUAUUUAUUUUGUGAAACGUGCAACAUCGGCGACGAUGUGAAACUAUAGCUAGCGGUACCAAUGUCGCGAGGAAACUGUCGGAAAAUUUUUUACACGAAUGUCUCACGCGUUGCGAAUAUUCGUGCGGGCACUUAGGCUAUCGAUAAUGGUUAAAUCUCAAGUAUUCGUUUCAACAAAUCAUGAAUAAUUUUACGUGAAGUUUACAUACUCAUAUCUCUUCGAAUAUAUCUAGUGUUUGUAACAGAUCCCGCGGUUAUCGCGAGAAAUAUUUUGUAUAUAAGGACGUGCUUGCUUCAAGAUUUGAGGAUGGAAUGUAAAACUCAAUACUACCUACUGCAAUGAUGUGUAACAACAAUUUUUUAUCAUGUAAUGGACGUCAAUGAAAUUAUAUAAACGUGUAAGCGUG